ACAAGACAAAGAACAGGUAAAGAGGGCACACACACUUUUACUGUUUAUACCAAACCAAAAUCACGAAAUUCAAAAUCCGAGUACCAAAAAAUUCAAGCCAAGUCAAAACCAAAACCAAAGUAUCCAGCAAUUCAAGUCAAGUCAAAACCAGAACAAGAGUGCCCAUGCAGGCAUGCUGUGGGUGAUCAGGCCACGUUUCCACUCAGAUGGAGUGGGGCAAGUUCCAAAGACUAGUCUUACCAAGUCAAGCCAAGUCAAAACCAGAACAAAAGUGCCAAUACAGGCACACCGUGGGUGAUCAGGCCACGCUUCCUGGAGUGGGGCAAGUUCCAAAGACUAGUCUUACCAAGUCAAGCCAAGUCAAAACCAGAACAAAGGUGCCAAUACAGGCACACCGUGGGUGAUCAGGCCACACUUCCACUCACGUGGAGUGGGGCAAGUUCCAAAGACUAGUCUUGCCAAGUCAAGCCAAGUCAAAACCAGAACAAAGAUGUCAAUACAGGCACACCGUGGGUGAUCAGGCCAUGCUUCCACUCACGUGGAGUGGGGCAAGUUCCAAAGAUUAGUCUUGACAAGCUUCAGAUGUCCGGACUUCAAGUGCCAGUUCCUUCCCGGUGUUCAGCCAGUGUUAAUCCUUCUCGGGAGCCUGCUAUGCGCUGCUCUGGCAAGGCGUUCCACCGGGGCCAUUUCCUACCUGGGAGCGCUCUUUGGAUCGCGUCACUCAGGCUGGCCGGAGUCCUCUUCAGGGACGCUCCACAGGGCUCCACAGGGCUUAAGCCGCCUAAGGGGCUGCCUCAGCCGUCCGUCAGUCACCUCGCUUCCCGGUCAGGGAACCAAGGACUGUAGCAGGACAAGCCACAGACAAAACCUCUCAGACACCAAGCUGUAGAAGGAAGGGCUUUAUUCAGCUGGGAGCAUUGGCAAGCUACUGCCUUAAAAUCCGAGCUCCCGGAGUGCACAAUUUCUGUCCCUUUUAAGAGCUCACAACACUAAAGAGUUCACAUGAAAGGGUGGUGAUUGAUUUGAGCGAGCAAGGGGUACGUGACAGGGGCUGCACGCACCGACGGUCAGAGAGAAACAGAACGGGGCAGGGAGUUUCACAAUGUUUUUCUAUAGAAUGUCUGGAAUCUAUGAAUAACAUCGGUUUCUAAGUCAUGAGUUGAUUUUCAACUACUAGGUUUAGGCCAGGCAGGCCCAGGUCCAGUUUUGGGCCUGGCGCUGGGCUGCCUGUCUUUGAUUUCACUUCCUUUUUUUUUUUUUUUUUUAAAAACAGGUACUGAGUAUAAAACAAUAUGAGAGGGUCUCUCUCUUCCCUCACUUUAACUUUCGGAGGGCUGAAAUUCUUUUUAGCCUUGGUUAAUACAGCAAUUCAUUCCAUUCUAGCUACUGUUAUUUCUCUUACUAUAAUUUUACUAUUAGUACUUAUGCUAUUAUUCUAUUAUUUUCUUAAUUUUCCACUUAAUUAGGAUAACAAACCGAGGCCGGGCUCCCAUCCUCCUCAAGCACACGAGGGGGGCCUGGCCCAGCAGGGAGCUUCGCCUGGUUUCUGAGGGAAUUCCCGGCGGGCCUUUCCAAAACAUGCCCGUUCCCUUCCACUAACUUCAGGGGCCGAGAAUUGGCACUUUCACCCUCCUCAAGCCGGUGGCGCUGCCUCGCUGGCGUUCCCAGCGCGCAGCCAACCGGAUGCCAGCCGGGGGCGUUAGCACUGCCAGCAUGGGGCGCCCGCGGACCUCCGACUGAGGCAGCUGCCGGGAGCCGGAAGUGUCCCGGGCGCCGGGACUGCGAGGGGGCCGGGAGCUCCCCAAGACCGGAAGUGUCCCGGGGCCGGGAGCGCGCGGGACCCCGGAGCGCGCGGGGCCGGAAGAGGCGGGCGGCUAGUGGAGGUCCGCAGAGUUUGGGCGCCAGGCGAGACGGCAGGGCUUAAAGUUCCGGGAAUCAAAGAUCAACUCCCACUGAGGACAAAUGGACCUGUAAUUCCGGGUGUGACGAGAGAACGAGAUUUACCUUCCUGAAUUAAAAAACAGGUCAUUAAGCUUGGGCCCUGACUCUUCUUCGUGAGAGGGUACAGAGAUGGAAACCUUACAAUCCGAGACUAAAACGAGGGUCCUUCCCUCAUGGCUGACAGCCCAGGUGGCUACAAAGAAUGUGGCACCAAUGAAGGCCCCCAAGAGGAUGAGAAUGGCAGCAGUGCCAGUGGCAGCAGCAAGGUGCGACACCUCUGGUCAGAAGACUCCUGCGAAUCUGGCAAGUGGAGCAGGGGCCUCCAUGACCUGGGCCAGGUCUUCCAGCCUAGGCAGAACAGCAAGACUCCCUGUGACAAGGACUGUGUACUGCAUGAAUGAGGCCGAGAUAGUCGAUGUUGCUCUGGGAAUCCUGAUUGAGAGCAACUAAGAGGUCUUUCUUGGCUCUAUGAGAACCUGGUGGGAUUCCUGAAGAUAAAGUCCACGAAAAUGAAGCUCCAGACAAGACUAUGGCCACUAGGAGUUUCUCACUUUCAAGCUAGUGCGCACUCAGCCUCUGGCAAUUUGUUAAAAUCACUGUUUAAGUGUUCCUACCAGUUUAUGAUUCUAGCAGCUUCUGCUUCAGACAAGCAGAUCUCAGCAGUGACUCCCUGGAUUCGUCUGUCUCUUCAGAUUUCAGGGUAGUGGUUUACUUGUCAGCCUCAGUUCUCUGAUGGAUCCAAUAAGUUGCUGAUUUUUAGUUUGUUCAGCUUUUUUGUUGUUGUAAGGACAGGAAUGUUGACUUUCAAGCAUUAUUCAUGUUGCAGCUAAAACGAGAAGGCCCCUUAUUAUCUGUUUAAAUAGUAAGUCUAUAUUUUCUUCUAAGAGUAGUUUUAACUCCUACAUUUGUUUCUGUGAUCCAUUUUCUAUUAUUUUUAGUGUAUGGUAUAAGGAACACGGCCAACUUCAUUCUUUUGCAUGUGGAUAUCCAGUUGUCCCAGUACCAUUUGCUGAAAAGACUAUUUUUUUUCCCCAUCCAAUUGUCCUGGCAUCUUUGUUGAAAAAUCAAUUGAAAUAUAUAUAAAGGUUUAUUUACAUAUUUUCAAUCCUAUUUCAUUUAUCUGUAUGUUUACCCUUAGGCCAGUACCACACAGUCUCAAUUACUAUAGCUUGGUAGUCAGUUUUGAAAUCAGGAAUCCUUAAACAUUGUUCUUUAUCAAAAUUGCUUUGGUUAUUCUGGGUCCCUUGUAUUUCCAUAUAAAUUUCAGAUUCGGUUUGUUAGUUUCUGCACAAAAGGUAGCUGACAUUUUGAUAGGGAUUGCACUGAAUCUAUCAAUUUGAGGAGUAUUGCCAUCUAGCAAUAUUAAAUCUUCUGAUCCAU
Gorilla gorilla gorilla (western lowland gorilla) is the source of this 3321-nucleotide messenger RNA. It is a transcript of the gene CYREN, whose product is annotated as cell cycle regulator of NHEJ. NCBI's taxonomy places the organism in Eukaryota, Metazoa, Chordata, Mammalia, Primates, Hominidae. Bases 2071 to 2391 code for a protein of 106 amino acids. The record is from RefSeq and is a predicted model, not a curated record. The transcript is spliced from 4 exons. Gene Ontology annotation, biological process: double-strand break repair via nonhomologous end joining; negative regulation of double-strand break repair via nonhomologous end joining. Gene Ontology annotation, cellular component: cytoplasm; nucleus.